UACUUCUAAGCGGCAGAACCAGCCUCAAAGGCACUAUGGAAUUACCUCUCCGAUUAGCUUGGCUCCUCCUAAGGAUAUAGAUUACAUUCAUACUCAGAAGCUAGUUGAAGCAAUGAAGCCAUUUGGGGUAUUUGAAGAUAAGGAAGAACUGAAUCACAGGCAAGUUGUUCUUGGUAAACUGAAUAACUUGGUCAAAGAGUGGAUUUCAGAGCUUGGUCAGAGCAAGAAACUUCCCCCUUCAGUAGCAGCAAAUGCUGGUGGCAAAAUAUUUACAUUUGGUUCUUACAGACUUGGAGUACACACUAAAGGUGCUGACAUAGAUGCUGUUUGUGUUGCUCCUAGACAUGUGGAAAGGUCGGAUUUUUUUCAAUCAUUUUUUGAAAAAUUAAGACAUCAGGAGGAAAUAAAGAAUCUCAGAGCAGUUGAAGAUGCAUAUGUACCAGUUAUCAAAUUUGAGUUUGAUGGCAUUGAGAUUGAUCUUGUGUUUGCAAGACUGUCUGUUCAAACUGUUUCUGAUAAUCUUGAUCUUGAAGAUGAUUCAUAUCUGAGAAGCUUGGACAUAAGAUGCAUACGGAGCUUAAAUGGCUGCAGAGUUACUGACGAGAUACUGCGUCUAGUGCCAAAUAAAGAGAAUUUUCGGCUAGCGCUCCGUACCAUUAAACUGUGGGCAAAACGACGUGGCAUUUACUCAAACAUGUUGGGAUUUCUUGGUGGUGUUUCAUGGGCCAUGCUGGUAGCGAGAAUAUGUCAGCUCUACCCGAAUGCAUUGGCAUCUACUCUUGUCAACAAGUUCUUCUUAGUUUUCUCAAAAUGGGAAUGGCCAAAACCUGUGGUAUUGAAACCACCGGAAGAGAACAAUCUCAAUUUACCAGUGUGGGACCCAAGGGUCAACCCAUCAGACCGCCAUCACGUUAUGCCCAUCAUCACACCAGUGUAUCCCCAGCAAAACUCUACGUACAAUGUGUCCGCGUCAACAAGAGCAGUUAUGGUAGAGGAAUUCAAGCAUGGUCUUGGUGUUACAAACGACAUUCUUCAAGGCAAAUCUGAUUGGGCGAAGCUCUUUGAGCCUCUGAAUUUCUUUCAGAAAUACAAACAUUACAUUGUGCUAACUGCCACUGCUUCUUCUAAAGAGCACCACUUAGAGUGGAUUGGCCUUGUCGAAUCUAAAAUUCGUGUGCUGGUUGGAAACUUGGAGCGGAAUGAAUUUAUAACUAUUGCACAUGUAAAGCCACAGUGUUUCCCUGGCAACGAAGAACUCUGUAAACAGAGAGGAUACGUGUCGAUGUGGUUUCUUGGAAUUGCGUUUAGGAAAGUGGAAAAUGCAGAAGGUGUUAGUGUUGAUUUAACACACGUUAUACAGUCAUUCACAGAUACAGUUUACAGGCAGGCUAACAAUUUAAACAUGCUGAAAGAAGGUAUGAAGCUAGAAGCAGCUCAUGUGAAGAGGAAACAUCUGCACCUUUUUUUACCUGUGGAAACUCUUCAGAAAAGAAAGAAGCAAAGCAUGCCAGAUAGUAGUCAAAAUACUAGUGGUCUUAAGGGAAAAAGGAUUUCUUCACAUGGCAGUUCCAGAGACAUCGAAACCAGAAAGCUAUAUAAUUCCUCUUCAUUAAAUAAGAUAUCUAAACUGGACAUCUCUACAGCACAGAUAGAAAGAAAUGCUGUGUAUCAGAAACCUAAUAGUGCUAACAGUAGAGAGAAGAUACCUCAUGUAGCUGUACCAUCAGUGUCUAAAGGACUGUCCAUUCCUGUUACUGACUCAAAAAUUGAGUCUACAGUUGCAAUAAGAACAUCAGGACCUCUAACUGGUUAUGCCGUUCCAGGACAUAAUGCAGUUUCUCAACUCAGACCACAUUUUGUCCAAGGACAGCAUGAAUUAAGUGGGACUCCAAUUACAGAUCCUAAGAAUGCUCCACCUAAACGACCUUAUUCAGUGACCUCUAAAGGAUGUCAUUCACCUACAUCAGAAGAAUGCCCCAAAAAACCAAUAGAUGGAGAAAAGUUAACUGGCCAGAAUUCAGCAUUCAAAGAUGGUGGCAAUCCAGAAGAUAUCAGAAGAUCUACAGUAAAUGGUGUCCUUGGAGGAAAAUCCAUGCUGAUUCCAUUUAUCAACACAUCAAGAUCACAGAGGCUUCCCAGUAAAGAACUACCAGAUUCUUCAUCUCCUGUUCCAACAAAUAGUAUUCGUAUUAUUAAAAGAUCCAUCAAACUUACCCUUAAUGGGUAA
This is a messenger RNA of Antrostomus carolinensis (chuck-will's-widow), 2227 nucleotides long. RefSeq names its product poly(A) polymerase gamma (gene PAPOLG). The annotation marks the transcript as partial. Gene Ontology annotation, cellular component: nucleus. Gene Ontology annotation, biological process: RNA 3'-end processing. The record is from RefSeq and is a predicted model, not a curated record. The transcript has 21 exons. Gene Ontology annotation, molecular function: RNA binding; poly(A) RNA polymerase activity. Lineage: Eukaryota; Metazoa; Chordata; Aves; Caprimulgiformes; Caprimulgidae.